CCUUUAUCAUUAUGUACUGUUACCAACUACCCCGCAUUUCGACGCUCGUUAAGUUUAUUUCCAGUGCAAAGGGGAAUUCCUUUUUGAAUGUUCUUCUGGAGUUCGUUUGUGCGCUUCCUUGUCCUUGUCCCUGGCUGCUAUACCCUUUAUCAUUAUGUACUGUUACCAACUACCCCGCUUUCGACACUCGUUCAGUUUAUUUCCAGUGCAAAGGGGAAUUCCUUUUUGAAUGUUCUUCUGGAGUUUGUUUGUGCGCUUCCUUGUCCUUGUCCCUGGCUGCUAUGCCCUUUAUCAUUAUGUACUGUUACCAACUACCCCGCAUUUCGACGCUCGUUCAGUUUAUUUCCAGUGCAAAGGGGAAUUCCUUUUUCAAUGUUCUUCUGGAGUUUGUUUGUGCGCUUCCUUGUCCUUGUCCCUGGCUGCUAUACCCUUUAUCAUUAUGUGCUGUUACCAACUACCCCGCAUUUCGACGCUCGUUCUAUGGACAUUAGACGUGUAUACACUUAUGUCCAUGCAUCGAGACAAACUGGUUAGUCGAGUCUGAAUUGGAGCCUUACAAUGUAAUCCAUUGGCAUGUUUUAUUCACAUGAUAAGACCUGACCAGCACCAACAAUGGCAGGCACUUGCUUCCUUGCCACUCUUUUAAGAGGCCAUCCACAUGAAGCAAAAUGUGAUUGCAACCAUUUUGACCAAGCUGCUCAGAAUGGCUACCGUUUGAAGGAGUUGUGUCGACUGACUCAAGGACACUGAGGCAGCAAUGGCCCCAGAAAUCAUCACAACUGCAAUUCUUACCAUCAGCGACAGGUGCUCCACAAAUGAACAAACAGAUGAAAGCGGACAAAACCUUCAACACAUCUUGUCAUCCCGCAGCUUGUUCAACAGCACUGUUGCAGCUCGUGCGUGUGUUCCAGAUGACAUUGAGAAAAUCAAGGAAUGUCUCAUCAAGUGGUGCGAUGAACUCAAGCUGAACCUCAUACUCACCACUGGUGGAACAGGAUUUUCUGCGCGGGAUGUCACGCCAGAGGCCACAAAGGCUGUGAUCACAAAGGAAGCACCUGGGAUGGCUCUCGCUAUAAUCAAGGGAUCUCUGGACAUUACCCCCAUGGCCAUGCUGUCUCGCCUUGUGUGCGGCAUACGAGGUCAAACUAUCAUUGUCAACCUUCCUGGAAGCACCAAAGGAGCCCAGGAAUCGCUAAGCUUUAUUGCACCAGCAAUUCCUCAUGCUGUCGACCAGCUUUGUGAAAGAAGGGAGAAAACCGCCGAGGUUCAUUCUGCUAUGAAGAAAUGCCAUUCUCAUGGAAACCAAAAAGGCUUACAGUCAUUCCCCCAGGUAGCUCGUCGUCCCCGCCAAUCUCCUUACCCAAUGGUGGACGUCGAAGAAGCGCAAGCUAUCAUCAUCGGAGAAUGCUUCACCACUGAAGUUGAGGAGGUUGCCAUUGAUGAAGCACUCCAUAGGGUUCUGGUAGAAACAGUGCAUGCAUUCGACCCACUUCCACCUUUUCCUGCAUCCAUCAUGGAUGGCUAUGCUGUCUUGGCCUCAGAUGGAUCAGGUCCACGGCUGGUGAUGGAUGCGGUCAGUGCUGGAGAUGAUCCUACAUCCAGGGUGUGCAGUGGUCAGUGUGUCCGCAUCAGCACAGGUGCUCCUGUACCCUACCCAUGUGAUGCAGUUGUCCCAGUGGAAAAUACGGUCCUUCUGCGAGCAAGCCCUGAUGGAUCACAAGAGAUAGAAAUUGAGGUGCUCAAAGCUGCUACUGUGGGCCAGGAUAUCCGUGCAGUGGGCUCAGACAUAGAAAAAGGGCAGGUGGUUCUGGAACAGGGUCAUCUGCUGGAAGCACCAGAGCUGGGGCUACUGGCAGCAGUUGGACAGCUACGGGUACCGGUUCACGUCUUGCCAAAAGUGGCCCUUCUCUCCACAGGAAAUGAGGUAGUUCCACCAGGCAAAAGUCUUGAGCCUGGACAAAUCCGUGACAGCAACAAGACCACCUUGUUGGCGCUGCUUCGUGCGAAUGGCUUUGCUUCAGUGGACGCAGGAAUUGCACAUGACAAUCGCAGUGACACAAGAACAAAGCUUCAAGAAGCAUUAGAUGCUGCUGAUGUGGUUAUUUCAUCUGGAGGGGUUUCUAUGGGAGAGAAGGACUACCUCAAAGAUGUCCUCCUGGAGGACUUUGCGGCCACCAUACACUUUGGAAGAGUUUGUAUGAAACCAGGGAAGCCCACCACAUUUGCCACACUGACCCAUAGGAAUAAGAAAAAGCUGGUGUUUGCCUUGCCAGGAAAUCCAGUGUCCUGCGCAACAACUUGUCAUCUCUUUGUUUUGCCAGCACUGAGGAAAAUGGCUGGGCAUAGGAGACCUUUCCCUAGUGUUGCAAAAGCAAAGCUGUCACAUGGCGUAGCAUUGGACCCAAGGCCUGAAUAUCAUCGUGCCAUGCUCACCUGGUCUGCCAGUCCCCUUCCGGUGGCAUCAAGCACAGGCAAUCAGAGGAGCAGCAGGCUUCUCAGCUUUGUUGGGUGCAAUGCACUGCUAGCACUACCAGCUUGCACUACAGAUUGCUCUCACUUGGAAGCUGGUUCAGUGGUGGAGGCUCUCUUGCUCUCAACAUAGAUGUUAAGGGCUACUAUCACAGUCGGAAUUACCUGGCCAUUAAUCUGGUUGGGGAGUCUUUGUCCUGAUGGAAUAUUUUAAGGCAUGGCACUAAGGUUAAAAAUAAAUAAUCUGUGUUUCA
This is a messenger RNA of Ornithodoros turicata, 2723 nucleotides long. It is a transcript of the gene cin, whose product is annotated as gephyrin-like. Gene Ontology annotation, biological process: establishment of synaptic specificity at neuromuscular junction; glycine receptor clustering; molybdenum incorporation into molybdenum-molybdopterin complex. NCBI's taxonomy places the organism in Eukaryota, Metazoa, Arthropoda, Arachnida, Ixodida, Argasidae. The coding region runs from base 758 to 2602 and encodes 614 amino acids. The record is from RefSeq and is a predicted model, not a curated record. The transcript has 21 exons. Gene Ontology annotation, molecular function: molybdopterin molybdotransferase activity. Gene Ontology annotation, cellular component: postsynaptic specialization; cytosol; cytoplasm.